Pseudovirgaria hyperparasitica is the source of this 1101-nucleotide messenger RNA. Its product is annotated as GDSL lipase/acylhydrolase family protein. The coding region runs from base 1 to 1101 and encodes 366 amino acids. The transcript has 4 exons. Gene Ontology annotation, molecular function: hydrolase activity, acting on ester bonds. Lineage: Eukaryota; Fungi; Ascomycota; Dothideomycetes; Acrospermales; Acrospermaceae. The record is from RefSeq and is a predicted model, not a curated record.
AUGAAGUUCAUCACUAUCGUGGCGGUGGCUGGUGCUCUGGGUUUUGCUACUGCAAUACCAACCCAGGAAAAUGGUUACGGCAAAGGCUGGGAUUUGCGAAAUUUCAAGAGCCUCGUCGCUUUCGGCGAUAGUUACACAGACGAGUCAAGACUGGCAUACUUUUCUGAGAACGGGGCUGCACCACCCGUCGGCACGAUUCUACAGGAGGGCCUCGCAACCUCUACAGGCGGCCGUGUCUGGGCUCGUUAUGUCGUGCAAUACACUGGGGUCAACCUCUACAAUUAUGCUGUGUCUGGCGCGGUAUGCUCAAACGAUAUAACGCCCCGAUUCUUAUCGGAAGCGCUUGGCCUAUUCCCGUCCGUUCAGCAGUAUGAGAUCCCAGCCUUCAUUGCAGACUCCGCAUAUGUCUCACCUCAGGGCAACAAGGUGCUCGAUAUCCCAGCAGACCAGACAGUGUACGCCAUAUGGAUUGGGACGAAUGAUCUUGGUAACAAGGCAUUCCUCACCGACUCCCAGGUCAAAGGCAAAACCCUGGUCGACUAUAUGGACUGCGUCUACAGUGCACUUGACGAGGUGUACAAGAAUGGCGGGAGAUAUUUUGUCGUGAUGAACGUUGCACCAUUGCAACUACUCCCACAGUACGCAGUACCUGAAGCUGGUGGUCUCAGUGCGACGCAAUACUGGAAAGAUAAGCCCAGUAAUAUCACUGAAAUAAGCUAUCGUAUGCUGGAGUCUGUUGUCACUGUCAACGACAUCUACAAGUACAAAACGCCGUACGAGGUGAAAGUGGCACAACGCUACCCCGGCGCACAGUUUGCGGUAUUCGACACAAAUGCCUUACUUUCCGACAUAUACUAUCAUCCCGAGCAAUUUUUAAAUGGUACUGCUCCUCUAGACGUCACAAGCUCUGUGAACGUGUGUGAUGCGGUCACUGAGAAGUGUACGCGUGAUCCUAAUGCAGAUGCAUAUGCAUGGUUUGACGCUCUGCAUCCGAGUGAACAGACCGAUCGCAUUAUCGCUCGCGAGUUUGUGGAAUUGACCAAAGGAGCUAGCAAAUACGCGACAUACUGGGGCUGCGAAGAAGGAAAUUUGAGCACUUAG